CGGCUUCCGGCUUCCGGCCGAGAGGGUGGUGGGCCCGCCGCCGUCAUGGCAGCCGAGGAGAAGGACCCGCUGAGCUACUUCGCGGCUUACGGGAGCAGCAGCUCCGACUCGUCGGGCGAGGAGGACAGCGAGCCGGAAGACGGGGUCCGCAAGGAGGCGGCCCCGGCGACGGGCGUCCGCGGGAAGCCGGCGGAGAAGCGGCUGCCGGGCCCCGACGAGCUGUUCCGCAGCGUGAGCCGGCCGGCCUUCCUCUACAACCCGCUCAACAAGCAGAUCGACUGGGAGCGGCACGUGGUGAAGGCGCCCGAGGAGCCUCCGAAGGAAUUCAAGGUCUGGAAGUCCAGCUACGUGCCACCCCCGGAGACCUACACCCCCGAGAAGAAGCCGCCGCCGCCGCCCGAGCUGGACAUGGCCAUAAAGUGGUCGAACAUCUAUGAGGACAAUGGCGAUGACGCCCCACAGAACGCUAAGAAAGCCCGGCUCCUGCCGGAGGGGGAGGAGACGGUGGAGUCGGACGAUGACAAAGAUGAGCGUGCAUCUAAAACUCGGAGAGUAGAGCCAGGAGAAGCAGCCAGAAAGAAGAAGUAGAGAGGCGUUGUCGAGAACCCAUGGCCACCGAGCUCUUGACAUGUGGUGUUGGGUGGAGUGUUUGCUAUUGUUGGCUAUUAUGACAGACAUCUCCAGGAAAGUAUUUAUGUCCAUGAACUAAUGUACCGCCUCAAGACUGUCCACUAGAAUUCAUUUUUAUUUAAACCUGUAUGUAUUUACAACUCCAAUGGUGACCUGUGAUUGGGAACUGACAGUACUUAAGAAGCAUUCUGGCUAUCACAGAAUUGGUGACAGACUUUGAGAGUUUUGUCACAUGGACAUGCAGUGGUUUGAACCUUUCAUAAAGGAAUAUAUUUUUAAAGUAAGUAUAUUGUAAUGUACUGUGAACUUGUGGGUGCUUUUCAUAGUGUCUGUACAGUGUAAAUAAAUGAUCAUGGAAAUAAAAUUACUUACUUCAA
Mesocricetus auratus (golden hamster) is the source of this 1007-nucleotide messenger RNA. RefSeq names its product chromosome unknown C1orf52 homolog (gene CUNH1orf52). The transcript is spliced from 3 exons. The record is from RefSeq and is a predicted model, not a curated record. Lineage: Eukaryota; Metazoa; Chordata; Mammalia; Rodentia; Cricetidae. The coding region runs from base 46 to 588 and encodes 180 amino acids.